CUGAGAGGUGGGGGCCCGCGUGCGGUACCGGCGGGUAUGAGAGCUGCUCCAUGAGUUUGUGGAGCUGGAUCCCAGUCUCUACAGGGAUUAACAUGUGUGAAUAGAUGACCGCGUUCUCCAUUAAUUACGACUGAUUAGCGGACUCAAUUGCUAAAAUUAAACACCUUUGACAACUGGCAGAUAACGUUAAAUGAAAAGUUGCAUGACGCUGCUUUAACCUGUCUUAAAACUCACCAUGGUCCUCGAUUAUUAUUGGUGUCCAGGUCAACGCAGAAUGAACGUGUCGCUCUAACGUUUGUAGUUUGUUGUUAAGAAAUGUCAAAGAUAAUACGAGAUAAAUGUUUUGUUAUAAAUGUAGCUUGCUCGUAAACAUGACAGUUUCUGGCCAUCCGUUGAAAAUGUGGAAAUGUUUGUUGUCUGUUGCCAUGGGAGCAUAUGCAGGGCUGAAAGGAGGAGGUAGCUACCAAGCUGCUGCAAGUGUCGGAGACAGACAUUAUGCGUUAUGAGUUGUACUUAUGUGGGAGUUUCUGUGCAAAAUGGAAAACAACGAAUCAUCCUCAGCUGUAACCGUUUGACUUUUCUUAAUGUGCACAUGCACAAAGGUGACAUUUACACUGGACGCUGGUGACAUGUACCCACCACUGUUUGAAAGCUUAAUAUGUUAAAAAUGUUCUGGAAAAUAGCUUGCAACAAUUCUAAAUGCAGACAUCAUAAAAGCCAAACAGUAGGCCUACAUCUUUGUAUAGGCUACAGCAAUGAAAAAUGGACAGAAAUGUGAUCUUUCACUUAACACGAACGACUGUUAUUACUGUUAUUAUAAAUUACAGGUUAAAUUAAUAUUUUGUCGGUUAAACAUGCAUGUUUCUUAUUUAUUUUACAAUGACCUGUCUCAAUUACGAUGAACAACAUCCUAGUUGCUAAAACACAGUGUUGUGUGGGUAGCCUUCGUGGCUGGGCGGCGCCUGUUGAGCCACAUGAUGCGGAAACUUCACAUACUUGACAGGCUCCGGUGUACAAUGAAAACUGAGAUGUUAUUUUAGGAAAAAGUCAUAACACGCAAACAUCUUUGGGGUGGAUAACCUUCCUACACAGACAAGAGGAGCUGGACAUGCACAGAUGUUUUGCUGUUGGGGAACAGUUCACACUCCCCCCUCUUGGAAAGGAGCCUCUGCAGUGACUAUUGGAUUCCCCAGUAAAUCAUUAACCGGACCAGUCUGAGGACUCUUUUCAUAACAUCCUCACAUAGACAGCAACAGAUGAAAAUAACGUCAUCGUCACUGUUCAAAUAGAAGACCCCUUUUUAUACAUCGAUGUCUGAAGAAAACAACAGAAAUACAGUGUUGAUGUCACAGACUGAUUGAAUUCCUUUUCCAACCCCUCUGGCGUCCAGCACAUGAUAACAACAACCCAGAUUAAAUCAACUUCAGGGAAGAGAAGUUGACCAUUAACCUCCCCUACUGAUUGCAAGCACCUCUCCACAUGUAAGCAGCUGCUUCUGUACGGAGAAACCUGAGGCAAAGUUCACUGUCAGGGGCAGCAGAAGUCUCUCAAACAGCAGGAGCUUUCUCCCUCCUCUGGAUUUGCACUUUUUUCUUCCAGUUUCUGCAAUUUUUUUAAAGGACUAAAUCUGCAGCCAUGGCUACAGCAAGUUAUGGAUACUACAGAGGCACUAUAUUUCUGGCCAUGUUUGUAGGCUACACACUGUACUACUUUAACAGAAAGACUUUCUCCUUUGUGAUGCCUUCUCUAAUGCAAGAAAUUAAGAUGGAUAAGGAUGACCUGGGCAUGAUCACCAGCAGUCAGUCUUUGGCCUACGCUAUCAGUAAGUUCAUCAGUGGCGUGCUUUCAGACCAGAUCAGUGCCCGCUGGCUCUUCUCUAUUGGCCUGUGCAUGGUGGGAGGUGUCAACGUGGUCUUCUCCUGGUCCUCCACUGUCACUGUCUUCUCUGCCCUGUGGUUCCUUAACGGCUUGGGCCAGGGCCUCGGCUGGCCUCCCUGCGGCAGAGUUCUGCGUAAGUGGUUUGAACCCUCUCAGUUUGGGACAUGGUGGGCAGUUCUAUCCUGCAGCAUGAAUCUGGCUGGCAGCUUGGGCCCCAUUAUUGCCACGGUGCUGGCCGACAGUUACAGUUGGAGGACGAUACUGUCGGUAUCUGGAAUGAUUUGUGUGGCAUUCUCAUUUGUCUGUCUGGUAAUCAUCAAGAAUGAGCCUAAGGAGGUGGGGCUGCCCAAUAUAGAGGCAGGAGCCAAGAAGAGCAAAGGAGGAUCCUCCAGUGACGAAAGCACCCUGUCAGAGUUCCUGCUGUCACCCUACCUAUGGCUGCUCUCUGUGUCCUACCUGGUGGUGUUCGGGGUGAAGACGGCCUGCACCGACUGGGGCCAGCUGUUUCUCAUUCAGGACAAGGGCCAGUCUACACUCAUGGGUAGCUCAUACAUGAGUGCCCUGGAGGUUGGAGGUCUGUUGGGCAGUCUCGCAGCAGGUUUCCUCUCUGACAAGGCUGUGGCCAAACAAGGCAUGAGAAUAUAUGGCAACCCCCGGCAUUUCGUCCUGAUCUGGAUGAUGGCUGGAAUGUCUGUGUCCAUGUACCUGUUCAGAGUCACAGUUACUCCUGACAGCUCAAAGGUGUGGAUACUUUGUCUGGGUGCUGCUUUUGGUUUCUCCUCCUAUGGACCAAUAGCUUUGUUUGGAGUCAUAGCCAAUGAGAGUGCCCCAUCCAACUACUGUGGGACAUCACACGCCAUUGUUGCCCUGAUGGCCAACAUUGGUGGCUUCUUGUCAGGACUACCAUUCAGCACCAUUGCCAAGCACCACGGCUGGGAAAUGGCCUUCUGGGUCGCAGAGAUCACCUGUGGCGUCACCACUGUUGGUUUCUUCCUGCUGCGCAACAUCCGAACCAAGAUGGGUCACAUGUCCAAGAAGGCAGACUAAAACGUCAUCGCACCUCAUCCUCUGCACCCAGAGGGAAACUGGAUACUCUGAGCAGUCGUUGUGUUUUCAUAUUUUUCUUACUUGAUUUUUAUAUCACAGUAUUUUCUGUCAGUCUUAUAAUGAAAUGUGAACAAGAGAAAGGUUUUCUCUCAGAAGGCCACUUAAGUAUUUCAAUGUUAAAAGCACCGAACUAGAACCUGGUUUGGAAACUGGUAUAUUAUAUAAUAGUUGUUUUAAAAAAAUGACUUUGUAAUAUUGAAUCAUGAAUGGAAUUUCAAGACUUACUCGAUGCUCAUCUUUUAUGUAGAAAGAAAAUGUGAGGACUUCCUUUAUGAAAAGCAUCAUAGGCUUGAAUAAAUGAUACGUUGUUA
This is a messenger RNA of Micropterus dolomieu (smallmouth bass), 3296 nucleotides long. RefSeq names its product solute carrier family 37 member 4a (gene slc37a4a). The coding region runs from base 1636 to 2925 and encodes 429 amino acids. Gene Ontology annotation, molecular function: glucose 6-phosphate:phosphate antiporter activity. The record is from RefSeq and is a predicted model, not a curated record. Lineage: Eukaryota; Metazoa; Chordata; Actinopteri; Centrarchiformes; Centrarchidae. Gene Ontology annotation, biological process: phosphate ion transmembrane transport; glucose-6-phosphate transport. Gene Ontology annotation, cellular component: endoplasmic reticulum membrane. The transcript has 9 exons.